AGUUGUUUCACUCAACUGAACCAGUUAGAAACUCAGCUCCCAAACGAAGACGCUUUUUGUCCUCCGAGACAGAACGCGAGACGACGAGAAAAUGCAGUCCGUACGGAAAUUCAUCGCCGGUGGCCACCGGAUCGGAGUUCGAUGCGUUUCGACCGCCGAUUCUGCUUCUCUCAGAAAGAGCGUUGUUUCUUUGUUGGAUUCCCUUUCUCUCAAACCAGGUGCAACGCUGGUGCAGAAUUGUGGGGACAGUGAUAUUGGGAAGGUUGUGGUUCAGGUGGCGAAAGAGCGGAACCUUCAGACCGUAAGCAUAUUCGAAGACAAGCCGGGGAGUCCUGAUAUCAUUGAAGAGCUCAAGGCACUUGGUGGGGAUAUAGUUGUCCCUGAAAGUUACACAAAGACAUGGUAUAUGAAGCGUUUAGCUGGUGAGCUAAGACCAUCAGCAGGUCUGAAUUUCAGUGAUGGGUCCCAAGCAACUGCAGUAUGCAAAGCAGUGACGAGUGGGGGAACAUUUCUUACUUAUGGAAAGAAGUUACCCAAGUAUGUGGCCUACGAUGGAGCAGCUCAUAAACCAGUUGAGUGGGAUGCUUUCCUCAAGCAAAAGAAUCUGAAAGUGCUGAACUUCUAGGAAAGAAACUGGAAGUUGUCCCAAUGAGCAGUGGUAUUUUGUUCACCUUUUCAUUCUGAUAAGUUCCUUGCAUUUUUAGACUUGUUAUGUGGAGAAUGUUUUUCCACAUGAAAUUCUUCCAAAGUGUUUUUCCUAAUCCCUGUUAUUUUCAUUUUGAAGAAGCCUAAAUUAUGCUUGCAGAAAGCUUCUAAAGAGGGGGGGUCUUUAUUCUCCUAGUUGUAGGCCCGUGUGAUCUGCAAGUGAGCAACUUUGUAUUUCAUAAAUAAUCGUUCUCGUUUGAUAACAGACUUAAUUGUUCUUACCAUGUCACAA
Molecule: messenger RNA, 937 nt
Organism: Corylus avellana
Lineage: Eukaryota; Viridiplantae; Streptophyta; Magnoliopsida; Fagales; Betulaceae
Biological process (GO): fatty acid metabolic process
Cellular component (GO): mitochondrion
Source: RefSeq, a predicted model, not a curated record